Molecule: messenger RNA, 483 nt
Organism: Rhinocladiella mackenziei CBS 650.93
Lineage: Eukaryota; Fungi; Ascomycota; Eurotiomycetes; Chaetothyriales; Herpotrichiellaceae
Exons: 2
Coding region: 1-483 (160 amino acids)
Source: RefSeq, a predicted model, not a curated record
AUGAAAACUCUUCAGAUCCUUUCUGGCAUGGCGAUCCUUACCUUGGUGGCGGCUGCGCCUGCCCCAGUCGGUGUUGGGGAUGUGAAUACUGCAAAGAGGGACGAAGCCGGUGUUGCAGAGACCGCCGUGUAUACCUAUUACGGAGGGAAAGAGAAAGUUAGGAGAAAGAGGGACGAAGCCGAUGUCGCUGAAACUGCCGUAUACACUUACUACGGGGAGCCCGAGCCUGUUUCAAAGGACAAGGUAAAGGUGAAAAGGGGCGAGGCUGGCGUGGCUGAGACCGCCGUCUACACCUAUUACGGAGGAUCUGAGCCCGUUCCAAAUGACAAGGCAAAAAGAGACGAAGCCGACGUCGCUGAAACUGCCGUACACAAUUACUACGGAGGCAAGGAAAAAGUCAGGAACAAGAGAGACGAAGCCGGAGUCGCUGAAACGGCUGUCUACACCUAUUACGGAGAACCUGAGCCUGUUCUAAAGAAGUAG